AUGUCCCUAGAAAAAAAUUUUCAGAGCGUAAAAAGUUCUCUAAGAGAGAGAAGUUUGCCUAUACAGAUAGGCUGGAAUUUGUCUGUAGAAAAAAUUGAUACAUUCUUUGAACGUCAAGAUACAUGCGGAUAUAAAUUUGACAUCGAUCCAAGAGGAAAAGUAUUUAUAGUCGAGAUGGAAAUAUCAGAACAUAACUUUGUUGUCGAACGACUAAAAGAUUAUUUUAAAGUUCAUAACGGAGGUGUCGUCUAUGAUCCUCCAAUAGAUGUUGGGGUGCUAUAG
This is a messenger RNA of Funneliformis geosporum, 282 nucleotides long. NCBI's taxonomy places the organism in Eukaryota, Fungi, Glomeromycota, Glomeromycetes, Glomerales, Glomeraceae. The record is from the annotation of a GenBank genome assembly.